Messenger RNA from Solea solea (common sole), 3885 nucleotides. RefSeq names its product opsin 7, group member a (gene opn7a). Lineage: Eukaryota; Metazoa; Chordata; Actinopteri; Pleuronectiformes; Soleidae. The record is from RefSeq and is a predicted model, not a curated record. Gene Ontology annotation, cellular component: membrane. Bases 144 to 1475 code for a protein of 443 amino acids. Gene Ontology annotation, biological process: G protein-coupled receptor signaling pathway; visual perception. Gene Ontology annotation, molecular function: G protein-coupled receptor activity. The transcript has 6 exons.
CUCCUGCUUCCACUCUGUAUCCAUGCAGUGUGAUCGCUGCUGGGACAAGAGCGCGCAUCACUGACGCAGAAAUGAAACGUGGUUGAAAAGUGAUUUUUGCUCAACUUACUGGGACCCUUCAUUGGAUCAAGUUGGUCGCCGAGAUGGGGCUGUUAGAUGAAGACCUUGCAUUCCGAUCCAACAUACCUGUGCCAGUGGAUAUAACAGUGGCUGUUGUCUACUUUCUAUUUGGAGUUUGUUCACUGUUUGGGAACACCAUGCUGCUGUACGUCUCCUACAAGAAAAAGCACCUCCUGAAACCUGCCGAGUACUUUAUCGUCAACCUCGCCGUUAGUGACUUGGGCCUGACGCUGUCCCUUUACCCUAUGGCGAUAACGUCAAGCAUCUACCACAGGUGGCUGUAUGGGAAAGCAAUGUGCUCCGUAUAUGCCUUUUGUGGAAUGUUGUUUGGCAUCUGCAGCCUGACCACACUAACCCUGCUGAGCAUGGUGUGCUUUGUCAAAGUGUGUUACCCACUCUAUGGAAACAGGUUUAAUUCCGCUCACAGCCAUCUGCUGAUUGCCUGUGCUUGGGUCUAUGCUUUGCUAUUUGCUUGCUCCCCGCUGGCCCACUGGGGUGAAUAUGGACCAGAACCAUACGGCACCGCUUGUUGCAUUGACUGGACACAGUCCAAUCAGCACAGCACGGCGCGCUCCUACACCGUGGUGCUGUUCACCUUCUGCUACAUCCUUCCGUGCUGCGCCAUCGUAGCGUCGUACACGGGCAUUCUGGUCACAGUGCACACAACCCGCAAGACGAUGGAGCGACAUGCAUCGAGGCAGACGCAGAUGAGCAGCAUCCAGACUAUUAUUGUCAAGCUAAGUGUUGCCGUCUGCAUCAGCUUCUUCGCGGCAUGGAGUCCGUACGCUGUGGUGUCCAUGUGGGCCGCUUUUGGACACAUCGACAACAUCCCUCCUCUGGCCUUUGCCAUGCCAGCUAUGUUUGCCAAGUCCUCCACCAUCUACAAUCCAAUCAUCUACCUAAUGCUGAGGCCAACCUUCCGCAGGAUGAUGCACAGGGACAUGGGUGCCCUGUGCCACGUCUGUCUGAGAGGCUGCUUCUGCUCCCAGAGCCCGGCAAAGUGCUGCACCAGGACAGAGAUCAGGGUCAGACUUCGCACGAUUCUCAGACCGACCAACCAAACCCCCUCGUCCAACUCUGGAGCUCAGCCUCCCAUGGUGUUGUCGAAGGAUCACAGUUGUGACAAGUGCGAGGAUGCGUUUGAAUGCUUCAAAAACUAUCCUCAGAUGUGCGGCGUCACAAACCCAGCUGCGAGUAAAGACUCAUCUGUGGAUAAAGUCACACCAGUUCCCCAAAGAGUGUGCCACAAGAAAUCUCUGCUGGCCGCCAUGUGUGCAAAAAAGACUCCCGACACAGACAACCUCCAUAUUAACUUAGAGAUGGUCCCAGGUCAUGCUAGAGUGGCUUGGCCCUGAUGUGCAGUGCUGAGCAACCAUUUUGGGAGGUGUUGGGUCAAGUAAGACUGCUUUCACAAAUAUAAAUUGUAAUUCUUUUUUUUAAAACCAUUUUACAAAAUGCAGAAUGCGCCAACAGAAGAAUGUAAAUCAAAACAGUAUUAGUUCUUCUAGCAACACUUGCACAGAGUUUGAAGGAACUUCUCAGGUAAGUUGUUCCAAACAUCUUGGAGAACUAACCUCAGAUCGUCUGUGGAUUAAAUCCUUCAUUCUCAUCAUGUAAUCCCAGACCAGGGCUCUGUACAGGCCACAUAAUCACUACCAGGACUACUUGUGAAGAUAGUUCUUACCGACAUUGGCUGUGCGUUUGGGGCCAUAAUAAAUUUGGGGCCAAUCAGACGCCUCCCAGAUGGUGCAUGAUGGAUGACUACCUGCUUAUGUUUCUCAGCAUUAAGGACGCCAUUAAUCCUGACCAAAUCUCAAACUCCAUUUGCAGAAAUGCAGCGCCAUACUUGCAAGGAACCUCCAUUAAGCUUCACUGUCGCCUGCAGACAGUCAUUAUCGUCCUGCUCUCUGCCUUCUGUUACAGUCAAAUCACUUUGACUCAUCGUUUUGAUGCAUGGUUGACUCUCUUGUCCUUGUUGUAAUUCUUCCAUGAACACGUCUGGUCACUAAGUGUCAACAUUGCCUGUGUCAUUUGAUCUUCUUCAAAAGAGCCCAGUCAAAUCUUAGUCUGAGAGAGACCUUGUAACUACCUUGACCUGUGACAUCUAACUUUCCUCUGGCUCUUCCACACCGAGAUUUAAGCCUCCCACCCGUCUUUCAACCUACAUUUGGAAAUGACGAUCAUAAGCACCUGUUUGGCAUAAUUGCUCAAUCAUACACCCGACUAUAAUCCUACAUAUUCCCCAAUUUUGUGCAAGUGUACCAUUUGAUUUAGACACGUCUUCUGUUGGAUUACUUUACAUUUCAAACAAUCCAAAUGUAUAUUUGUGAAAUCAUUCUUACUUUACAGCAAACCUGCCUUAGAUUUUUCCACAGUAAUUUAUCUCAAUUUACAAUGUUUACAGAAUGCCUUCGGACAUAUUUUGCAGGUUAUUUUUCUUUGAUUUCAGGAAAUCUCAUUCAGGAAUGUACCACAUGCUACAAACAUGUCGUUUAUUACUUUAACCUCUAUGCAUUAUUUUGGGUAUAGGACUAUGAGCCUGAAGAGUAACAGCUUUACUUCGAAAUGGAUUUUGUUUUUAGUCCAAUCUGCAAUUGAUUUAGCCUUUUUCUUUUCCGAGUUGUCACAACUCUGUCGCUUUUGGAUUUCUGGUUUUCUAACCAAGAACGUAAGCGUGGUUUGAUUGACAAUGACUUACAAUCCUAAAGUUUUAACACUAACAUUUUUGAAGGAGCAGAAUUGACAUUACGUGUUUUCUGUGAGCAAAAGAUAAAAAAUGAAACUGAAAACAUGUUUACAGAUUGUGUGUCACUACAUCGCUGUUGUAUCAUCAAACUAAAGUGGACUUUUUUAGCCAUACAGCCAUAAUUCUAUGCUGUGCACAGGUCACUGGCUGCUUACUUGUCUCAGUAAAUCAUUAUUCCUACAGCGAAUGUCAUUUAGUACCUUUAUAUCCACGGUUUGUUCAUGGUUCCCUUGUGAAAUGGGUAAAAACGUGUAUGUGGUGACAGCCAUAGUCCGACCUGUAGUGGAGUUGACUACACCAGCACACUAUCGUUUACACUUGACAAACGCAGGUAUAUAGUUAAUGGUGCUUAUUCAAUUUCAUACUGUUUGCAGACUACAACACUGCAGCCUAUUAUCAUUAUGGCAUGGCACAACACUUCCUGUCUCCCUGUAUGACUGGAAGUUAAAGUCAUGCCAUUUUCAUAUGGCAUGGAAAUGGACUAUUUCUCAAAUUAAGUAACUCACUUUAUUAUUAUGGGCCACACGGUAGUGUAGUGGUUAGCACUCUCGCCUUGCAGCGAGAAGACCCGGGUUCGAGCCCCGGUUGGAACAAGGGCCUUUCUGCAUGGAGUUUGCAUGUUCUCCCCGUGUGUGCGUGGGUUCUCUCCGGGUACUCCGGCUUCCUCCCACUGUCCAAAAACAUGCAAUGUGGGGAUAGGUAAAUUGGACACUCCAAAUUGACCAUAGGAGUGAGUGUGAGAGUGAAUGGUUGUUUGUCUCUAUCUGUGUGUGGCCCUGCGAUGGACUGGCGAACUGUCCAGGGUGUACCCCGCCUAUCGCCCGAUGUAGCUGAGAUUGGCACAGCACCCCCCGCGACCCUCUGGUUGAGGAUAAAGCGGUAGAUGAUGACUGACUGACUUUAUUAUUAUUUCACUGUAUGGGUACAAGUCAAACAAAUAACACUAAUCCGAGUUGUUCAUAGCAGUUAUUGUAUGUUAUUUCACUGUGCAAAAAUAAACGUACUCAUGACCAAAUCCA